This is a messenger RNA of Gigantopelta aegis, 4087 nucleotides long. RefSeq names its product flavin-containing monooxygenase 5-like. The record is from RefSeq and is a predicted model, not a curated record. NCBI's taxonomy places the organism in Eukaryota, Metazoa, Mollusca, Gastropoda, Neomphalida, Peltospiridae. The coding region runs from base 74 to 1678 and encodes 534 amino acids. Gene Ontology annotation, molecular function: N,N-dimethylaniline monooxygenase activity; flavin adenine dinucleotide binding; NADP binding. The transcript is spliced from 5 exons.
GCAAACGGUGAGCACAGCACUUGACCAUUACGGUGUAGACGACCGUGUCCGUUUUAACGUUAAAACUGCCGCCAUGGUGAAGAGAGUGGCAGUGAUCGGGGGCGGGGCCAGCGGACUGACCUGCAUCAAGUGUUGUCUAGACGAGGAUCUCGAACCCGUGUGCUUUGAGCGCUCCGACGAGAUCGGUGGGCUAUGGCGUUUCACCGAGGAUGUGGGGCACGAUUUGGGUUGCGUCAUGAGAUCCACCACUAUCAACACCAGCAAAGAGAUCAUGUGCUUCAGUGAUUUCCCAAUGCCAAAAGAGUGCCCCAACUUUAUGCAUAACACGCAGGUGUGGGAGUACUUCAAGCUCUAUUCCAAGACGUUUGGACUUGAGAAAUACAUCAGAUACAGCACAGAGGUCCUGUCGGUGAAGCCGAUGUCAGACUUCCAGACGAGUGGACAGUGGGAAAUCAUCGUGCGUGACAUCUUGACCAACCAGGUCACCAAGCACGUGUUUGACGCAGUUCUCGUCUGCACGGGCCAUCACGCGCGCAAACACCAGCCUGUAUUUGCUGGACAGGAGGAUUUCCAAGGGAGAGUACUCCAUUCAGUGGAAUACAAGGAUAGUCGAGGGUUUGAAGGAAAGCGAGUUGUCAUCAUUGGUAUAGGCAACUCGGGAGGCGAUGCAGCCGUUGAACUAAGCCGUACUUGUUCUAAGGUUUUUCUGAGUACCAGGCGAGGCAGCUGGGUGUUUAACCGGGUGGGACCGAACGGCGUUCCCGUGGACAUGGUGGUCGCAACCCGGAUGACGAAUUACAUGAAGACCAUCAUGCCUUACUCCAUGUUGAACAAAACGGUGAAGAAACAGAUCAACAGCCGGUUCGACCACAGGCUGUACUGCCUGGAACCGAAGCACGAGGUGUUCUCCCAGCACCCGAUGGUCAACGACGAGUUGCCCAACAGGAUCCUGUCCGGGACGCUCACCGUCAAGGCAGACGUGAAGCGCUUCACGAGGACGGGGCUGGAGUUCGUGGAUGGCACGUCGGAGGACGACAUCGACGCCGUGAUCCUCGCCACGGGCUAUGUGAUCGGGUUCCCGUUCGUUGACAAGUCGGUGAUCGACAUCCAGAACAACAGGGUGGAGCUCUUCAUGUAUAUGUUCCCGCCCGAUCUGGCCAAGCCGACUCUAGCCGUCAUAGGAUGCGUCCAGCCCAUUGGAUCCACGAUACCCAUUGCAGAAAUUCAGGGUCGCUUGGCGACAAGAGUUUUUAAGGGUGACGUCACACUUCCGGAUGAGAAUGCCAUGUGGCAGGACAUACGGGACAAAGAGAAUGCGAUGGCGAAACAAUACAUAAAGUGUCAACGUCACACGAUCCAAGUGGACUACAUAACCAUCAUGGACCAGAUCGCAGAACUCAACGGAUGUAAGCCAAGUGUCGCGAGCAUGCUGCUUUCUGACCCCAAGUUGGCAAUGGCAUGUUGGUUUGGACCCUGCACCCCAGUUCAGUACAGACUGACCGGCCCUGGGAAAUGGUCUGGUGCACGCGAGGCCAUUAUGACGCAGUGGGACCGAAUGCGCUAUCCCCUGCAAACCAGACCAGUCCCAGAAAGACCAGACCAAGGAAAAGGUCCCCUGCCCUUGAAGCUGGCCAUUCUGGUCGUCGUGCUGGGAGUACUCUAUGUGGUUUUCUUCUGAUUUAGAACUCUUCUGAACAAUCGUAGUCCUGACAUAUGGAGCAGUUUAGCCUGUGUAAAUGUUCUUAGCUAGGUUGUGGCAUUAAUUUGUGAUAGCAUUAGUCAUAGAUCGUACGCCAUAGGCACGAGGGAUUAAGGAAUUGGUCAUCAUAGUCGUAGAUACCGUAGCUUUGUUUUCCUCGAUCCAGUUAGUACGCCAAUAAAAGAUCAUGGUAUGUAUUUUUGCCCCAGGGGCGGGAUGUAACUAAGUGGUAGAGUCCAGCGACUGAUACAUCAAACUCCGUGGCAUAUGCUGCCCUUUGCAUAUGUAAAAGUCUUUGCUGCUAUUCGUUAGGAGUAACCAUGUGAUGGCAACGGGUUAUUCUCUCACUCACUGAUAUGAGCCAAGCGUAAAAACAAUAGCCCAGCAUAUUAGACACCUUUAAAGGCAUGUCGUCACAGACCACUGACCUAUUUAAUGGUCUAACAAAGUAUUACCUGAACAAAAAUAAUUUGAUUUGUCCCUAAAUGUACUUUAUUCAACCACCUUCAUAGCCACCAUACUCCAUUUAUUAAUGAUAUUUUGUAAAAAUAAUUGAAUUAUGGCAAUGGUCCAUAAUUCAAAAACUAAAAUUUUCGAGAGGGUUGACAUGGAUUUCACUGCAUCAUGGUUCUGUUAAGGCGAUGCGAUGGCUAGAUUUGGUUUCCAACAAGUAAUGUAGUUUUUAUUUAUUAUCCAUUUUUAGUGACAUAAGGUCCUUAAAUCCGUGACAGUAUGCCUUUAAAGCCUCCUGUAUAAAACUACCUUGGGUCUCGUUAAACAGAUACCUCUUUCUGUUCAUUAGAGAGUCAUCUAUUAUAAACAUUUACUGUCUGCGAAAAUCAAUACUUGACCAGAAUGCUGCAGUGAAACAUAGUUUGGAAAUACUACUUUUGUCCAUGACGAAUGUGCCUUUUGACUUUGGGUUAGCUGUUUUUCGUAUAAUCAGCCGCUAAUAAAACGUGUCUGUCCCGCGACACUAACUAAUUAUUGCCGGUCUUAACAAUGUCAAAAGAUCAACAACAACAACAACAGAAACAAAAACAAUGCCUGAAGAGAUCACUACGAGAUCCACAGCGAAAGCUGACGGUAAAUGACAAAUAUGUAUUACAGAUAGCCAUGAGAGAAGAAGAAGAAAAAGAAGAGAGAGAGAGAGAGAGAGAGAGAGAGAGAGAGAGAGAGAGAGAGAGAGAGAGAGAGAGAGAGAGACAGACAGACAGAGACAGACCGAGACUGUGACUGACUGACUGUCAUUGACAUGCCGAAGUUGAAAGCAACAUAAUGAUGUCAUGAUGACAGAACUCAAAAUAGAGACAAGAAAUGGAACCGAAGUAUUAAUAAAUCAACCCUGAACCUAAACUCGACCAAAUGACUGCUGUUGUCAAUAGGGUUUUUAUGUUGUCAGGCUUAGACCAUCAAAUGUCUUUUACAACAGAAAACUGACAAACGUAUACAAAUUCUGACGUUUUACCCUUUUGAAACGCAAUUCUGAAGAAACAAAAACUAAUAAAAGUUUAAAAGAUUCCGGUAAACCUGUUGCGUGUUUCUCUUUAAAAUUAAACUAAUGCGACAACACUGAACGCAAUAUACAUGUAUUGUAUUUACAUCCAGUUUCGGUUAAUGGAUACUGCCUUGCGCGCACGUUCAGGUCAUGCGAUGAUGCUUAAUAGUGAAAGAUAUAUAAGGCGAUGUAUAUCCUUUUUAUUAUCCACUUGGUGAACAUAUAGCUGCAUCAUAACAAUAUUAUUUCUCGUGCACCAUGACUGGUAUAUCAAAGGCCGUGGUAUGUGCUAUCCUGUCUGUAUGAUGGUGCAUAUAAAAGAUCCCUUGCUACUAAUGGAAAAAAUGUAGCGGGUUUCCUCUCUAUGAAUGUGUCAAAAUGACCAUAUGUUUGACAUCCAAUAGCCGAUAAUUAAUAAAUCAAUGUGCUCUAGUGGUCUCGUUAAACAAAACAAACUCUUUUUUAUAACAAUAUUGUACGCACCACCAAUAUCGUGCGUAAAUAGUUGUCCGUUUCACGUUUCAACACAAGGUAGAUUUAGUAGGUUAUUUUUAUUUUUAUUUUUUAUUUUUAUUUUUUUUAUUAUUGCCUCAGUACAAAAUGCUUACCUACCUCUUCAAAAUGAUGGAAUGUACGGGUUUCCGGACAAAUAUUACUUUCUUUGCGAACUUUCCUUGUAUCAAGAUAUCAAGGCACGAGAGAGAAUUUAUGUGUUUACAAUGAGUUAGGUCGAAUGCCAUUACAAUACAAAAGGUAUAUGAUCAUUCUAAAAUAUUGGAUAACGCUACUGAAAAGUGAUAAUUGUAUAUUAUCGAAUAUUUACAAAUAUUUGUAUAAUGCAUGUGAAACUUGUACUAACUGGGCUACUAAUGAUAAAAAGCUUCUUGAUU